This is a messenger RNA of Lithohypha guttulata, 864 nucleotides long. RefSeq lists its product as uncharacterized. Gene Ontology annotation, biological process: transmembrane transport; nitrite transport. Gene Ontology annotation, molecular function: high-affinity secondary active nitrite transmembrane transporter activity. The record is from RefSeq and is a predicted model, not a curated record. Lineage: Eukaryota; Fungi; Ascomycota; Eurotiomycetes; Chaetothyriales; Trichomeriaceae. Bases 1 to 864 code for a protein of 287 amino acids. The transcript has a single exon. Gene Ontology annotation, cellular component: plasma membrane.
AUGCCAUCAGCAACUGGCGCUCUAUCACCCGUCGAAGCUGCUCAAGCGACCCUCGACACCGGCGUACAACACCUUUCGGAACCCAUCCUCCUCGCCUUCGUCAAGAAUGUCUAUGGUGCUCUGCUCUUGUCUGCUGGCAGCCUCCUUGCCCAAAUUCUUAGCACUGGCAUUCCUGGUGUAUCUGAAGAAAACCCAGGAUUUCAAAGACUACUACAAGGCUUGGCUUUCCCACUAGGCCUGAUCUUCGUGUAUCUGGUUGGCGCAGAACUGUAUACUGGUUACCCGAUGUGGUAUAGCAUGACUAUGCUAGCUCGGCAAGGUUCACCACUGCAAUACCUUCGAUCUAUUGUUGUCGUUUGGUUGGGUAACCUGAUCGGUGCAUUAUUCUUUGCAUUCUGCUUCUCUUAUGCAACUGGAACACUUGAGCAGCAACCUUGGCAUAAAGGUGUGAUCGAUCACAUCAACGAGGAGAUUAUCGAAACCCCGUGGCAUCAGAUCUUCAUCCGCUCCAUUGCCUGCGGAUGGCUAGUCACCGUCGCCAUGUUCCUUGGCACCCAGAACCAAGAUGGCAUCUCAAAAGCCUUAGGACUUCAUCUGCCCUUCUUCGUGGCGACUGCUGCACAAUUUCCGCACACUGUCAAGUACAUGUACCUUGCAUCUACAGCGAUGAUGCUUGGCGCUCCUCUGUCGAUUGGUGGCUACAUCUGGAAAUGCCUCUUACCUAUUACACUGGGAAACACCAUAGGAGGAGGUGUCCUGACUGGAGCGUACCUCUACUACGUCAACAUACGGUGUGAAAAUACUCGGAAAGCUAAGCUCCAUAGACCUUUCCAAUCUCUGAACGACGAAAGCUACCAGGACUGA